Adineta ricciae is the source of this 5258-nucleotide messenger RNA. The record is from the annotation of a GenBank genome assembly. Lineage: Eukaryota; Metazoa; Rotifera; Eurotatoria; Adinetida; Adinetidae.
AUGAUGAAGAAAUUUCUCAGAAUCAAAAGAAUAUUCUUGGUUACAAUAUUAUUUUUCAUUCAUUUUCAUUUGAUUGAAAACUCUAUCUAUUUGUACAACACUGAAGAUGGGAAAUCAGUGAAUUUUUUUGAUUGUUUUAUCAUUGAUGAUUUACAAUAUUGUCGUCGUCCAUUUGAACCACUAAAUUUAAAUCGAGAUAGGGAUAUAAAUUCUUGUCUGAACAAUGGUGGACAACGUCAUUUAUAUUCAACACUUGAUUCAUCAAAUAUUAGUAGUGAUUUCAUUUUACACGAAUGGAGAUCGAGCAUUGAAAGAGUUGAACAAUAUUCUCAUUAUCGAAAAGAUUCGUCGAAAGAUAAUUACGAUCGAUAUAUUUGCGAAUGUAUUCGAUUGGGAACAUUUGGAAAGAAUUGUGAAUAUCAAUUACCAGUUGGAACAACUAUUGCUCAAGCCUUUCAAUGGCAUUUAGAAAUGAAACGAAGAAACCCACAGCAAGUGCAAGAAUUUGGUGAUAUUGUUUGUUACAAAGAUGUGGAAUGUGAUUCUGGUCAAUUAUGUCUCGAUUGGAGAGAAAUCUGUGACGGAAUUCAACACUGCAUGUUUGGCUAUGAUGAAAAGAAUUGUGAUCUUCUUGAAUUAAAUCAGUGUGAGGAUGGUGAAUAUCGAUGUAUGAAUGGGAUGUGUAUUCCAGAUAGCUUUUUUCUUGAUGGUCAAUACGAUUGUUUGGAUUGGAGUGAUGAAUUAUCUUUUUGGAAUGGUGAUGAAUGUUAUUCGAUGGGAGCAAAUACGAAAUGUGAUGAUCAUAUUUGUCCUCCAUAUCAAUUUUCAUGCGGUGAUGGUCAAUGUCUUCGGAAUAGGUUUGAAUUUCAGCAAUCGUAUGGAUUUCGAGAAUGUUCAAGUCGGCGAGAACAAUAUUUUAUUUGUGAAACUUCUUAUCAUCUUUUGCAAUGGACAUUGCCGAGUGGUCGAUGUCUUAUUGAUGCAAGACAUAUAGCAAUCAAAUCUAAUCGUACGAAAGAUGAGCAAUGUAUUCAUCUUCUCAAAUGUGCUUUAUCACGAGGUAAAGGAAAAGAAUGUCCUUGCUGGUAUACUUUUCAAUGCACUGAAAUUCUUUCGAAAGAUUGUCAUGAUAAUUUCAUUCGAUAUCCUUCUAAAGCAAUCAUGGGAGCUUAUGCAUUCUUUCUUUUUGAUGCCAAUCAAAAUAUGGAUUCCCGUCUACCACGGUACGUCUUUAUCAAUGGAACAAUAAACUGUCAAGGUGUUUUGAUUUCACUUACAAAAACGAUUGCUUUUAUCCCGGAAUUUAACCUUCGCCGUAUGAUCGAAGUUGAAUUUUGUCGAGAAAUAUUUAUUGAAAAUUCCAGUUUGAUAGAACCAUGUUAUCGAAUGAAUGACUCAGUUAAUGUUUGUAAUGAUUCCAGAAGAUGUUUAUCUGUUUCUCGUAUUAACGAUGGAUUUUAUUCGUGUUUAGAUAGAAAAGAUGAAAACGUUAAAAUCGAUAUUCAUGAAAGUUGUAAGGGAUUGAAAUCGUAUCGUUUCUAUUGUUCGGUUAAUCAACCAACAUGUUUAAGUAUUAUAGUAUUAGGAAAUAAAUGGAACGAAUGUAGUAAUGGAUAUGAUGAGUUGUGGUUUGGGAUAGGUCAACAAUUAUCUGAAAUGAACUGUAAUGAACAGCGCACCGACGAAUGUUCUCUUUUACGUAAGUAUAUCGAACAAUCAUGGUUACCAGUUGAGAAGAAUGACAGUCGUUCUCAGCCGGCAAUUCCAUUUCAUUGGUAUUGUGAUUCAUUUUGGGAUUUGAAACUAGGAGAAGAUGAAGACAGAAACUUUUGUCAUCAGUGGUGGAUUUGCAAUGAUCGUCAAUGGAAAUGUCGAACAGGACAAUGUAUUCAACAUCGAUGGUUAUCUGAUCGUGAAUGGGAUUGUACAGAUGCAUCGGAUGAAGAAGAUUUCUUUUUGAAAAGAAUCGAAAUGUUAAAAAAACAGAAUUCUGUCAACAAAUCUCAACAAAAAUUUAGUAUUUGUAACAAAACACAUCCAUUUGCUUGUCUUUCUCAUGAGAAGACUUCAUUGAAACCAUAUCAAUGUCUCAGUUUCAAUCAAAUUGGUGAUAAUCAAAUUGAUUGUUUAGGAAGUAUUGAUGAAAGUAAUAGACGUGUCCACUGUGACCAAACAACAAUGCUUGGAUAUAGCUUUAAAUGUGCAUCGAGUGACACUUGUAUUCCAUAUCAUUGGCAUUGUCAAUACGGCGAGCGCUGUCCCAAUCCAAUCGAUGAUGAACAAUGGUGUUCUCAUCGAGGUAAUUUAUCGACUUACGAUCAAUUCUAUAGAUUUACUUGUUUCGAUGAACAAUUUAAUAGUAGAAUAGAUCGAUGUGAUCGUGAACUGGAAUGUUCCUUUGGUGAAGAUGAAUAUAUGUGUGAUUAUAGAAAGUCGGAAUUCCGAAUGGAUCCGUAUCGACAGAGUAAAGAAUUCGACGUCAGAAGUGAGAUCCAUCCAUUCGAGUUAUCUAAUUUUCCAAAAAGUUCAUCGCUUGAUGUCAAUGUGUCGUUUACUCCGAAGAUUGUUGAUGAUUUUUUCCAACCGGAUCGUUCCUCAUCGUUAUUCAAAGUUUCUUUUUGGUGUAAUCGUGGUUUUGGCGUCUUAUUAAGAGAUUCUUCAAUAGUUUGUUUUUGUCCACCACAAUAUUAUGGUAAAUAUUGUCAAUAUCAUAAUGAUCGGUUAAUAUUUCUUUUCUAUUUAAAUCUCUCUCAAUCAAUUUAUUCAAUUGAAAAUUCUUCGCAAACUUUUCUUCAAAUUCUUCUUCUUUUCUUUGAUGAAAACCAAGUUUUAAUGACCAGUCAAUUUCAAGUUCGAUUACCGUUAGAAAUUAAUCAAUUUUGGAAGAAAACUGUUCAUUUCGUUUAUUCACAUUCAUCACAAUUUCGUCAAGACCGAAUGAAACGAUUCUUCAAUCGUUCAAAUAUUCUUCACCAUCAUCCCUAUUCAAUUCGUAUUGAAAUUUAUGAAGCACAGCACAUGAAACCAAUAACAUUGAUUGCCGUUUGGCAAUAUUCAAUUGAUUUUGAUUAUUUACCAGUUUUUAAAUUAUCGAAAGUUCUUCAUUUAAUCCAAACAAAUCCUUGUGAAAGAAAUCCAUGUCAACCAAAUCAACAAUGUCAAACUCUUCUCAAUGAUAAAUCGAAAUAUAUUUGUCUUUGUCAAAGUAAUUUUACUGGUCCAAAUUGUUCGAUGGAAGAUUUCCGUUGUAAAAAUGAAUUUUGUGCAUCGAAUGCUUUGUGUAAACCAGAUUAUUCGAGUUCUCUCCGAGGUAAUAGUUUACCUCAUUGUAUUUGUCCGUUUAAUCGAUAUGGUGAUCGCUGUGAGCUGGAAUAUAGUCAUUGUCAAAUCAAUUCCUGUUUUAAUAAUGGUACUUGUCUUCAAAGUUCUACGCUUGAUCAAGUCAUAUGUAUAUGUUCAAAUCAUUUCUAUGGAUCUCAUUGUCAAUAUAGAAAAGCACUUAUUGCAUUCUCCUUUUCGAAUCAAACUCGAACUUGUUCUGCCAUUGUUAUACAAUAUUUCUAUAUUGAUUAUCAAAUGUUGAAUCUUUUUCUAACACAUCAACAAGUCUAUACAGUUCUACCUUCAUUUCUCAAAUAUGAAGCUAAAUAUGAAAUAAUACCUGAAAUUGUUUUAGCUAAAGUCUAUCGUUCUUAUCAAGAUAUUCGACCAAAUCUUUAUCUACUUUCUUUACAAAUCAAUAGCGAAUCUUUCGAAGGAUUUACAUGGAUCGAAGAAGAUAAUCGAUGUCCAGCUACGUCUGAAUUCUCAAUGAAAUCCACAUCUCCCAUUGAAUAUCAUCAGAUAUGUAUUACGAAUACCAGUAAAUUUUGUUUUCAUGAUGAUUCAUAUUUAUGUAUUUGUAAGACAGAUCAUACACGUGCCGAAUGUUUUCUCUAUGAUUCAACACUUGAUCGGUGUUCAUUUUGUUUAGCAGGUGGAUUAUGUUUGAAAGGAAAUCAUAUUCUUUGUUUAUGUCCAUUAUGCUAUUCAGGCCUUCAAUGCCAAUUCAAUUCCAAAUCAUUAACAGUUACUCUUGAUCAAUUAUUCUAUUCGGAUUUAAUUUCAAAUUAUAAACAACUAACAAUGAAUUUAAUCAUCAUUAUUUCUAUCCUUGGAUUCUCUAUUGGUUUGAUAAAUAAUAUUUUUUCGUUUGUUACGUUACAUCGAUCGACGUGUCUUCAAACAGGCGUUGGUCAUUAUUUAUUCUAUAUGAGUAUUAUUAAUCAAAUUAGUUUAGUCUUUCUAAUCGCACGUCUUAUUCAUUUAUCUCGAGUUAUAACUGAUCCAACACCUUCUUUUAUGAUUCAUAAUAUUCUUUGUAAAUUAUUAAAUUAUUUUCUACUUUGUUCUAUUCGAAUAUCUUAUUGGUUAACUUCUUUUAUUUCUGUCGAACGUUCAUAUACGGCAAUAUUUUUGAAGAAACAAUGGUUGAAAAAGCCAUCUGUUGCUCGUCGGUUGAUGAUUUUAACAUUGUUGGUUAUUUUACUUUCGACUUCAUAUGAAUUAGUAUUCGUGAAAUUAUUUCUCAAUAAGAUUGGAGAAGAGAAUAGUGCAAUAUGUGUGAUGGAAUUUUCCGUCUCUCAUCAAACAAUCUGGACAUUGAUUCAUCAGACAGUUUCGAUUGUUCAUUCUAUUUUACCAUUGAUAAUUAAUAUUUGUUCGACAAUGAUAAUUAUUGGAAAAGUUAUCAAUAAUAAAAUGAAUAUUUACAAAACUAAACAAUAUCGAACACCAACAACCAAUACUCAUCAAUCAUCAAUAUUUUCCGACUCAAUAAAAGAUAAUCGUGGAGAUCAAGAUCGAUUAAAUGUUUUACGUAAUGUCUUAAAUGAAAAUAAAGAAAUGAUUACUCGGCCAAUGAUCGCACUUCUGCCUUCGAUAUUCUCGCUCUUCUCAUUACCAAUUUUGAUUAUAUCAUUAUCAUUUGCGUGUCAAACUAAUCAAAUCAAUCAAUUACGUUAUCUUCUCAUAAUUUCGUAUUUAAUUUCAUUUCUUCCUCAACUAGUCACUUUUUUUCUCUAUAUUUAUCCUUCAACGUUUUACUGGAAAGAAUGGCAAUCCACUUUUAUCAUGCGAAGAAUUUAUCGUUUUCGACAAUAUGAAGUUGGCAGCGGAUUCGAGUCCUUCCAUCAGCGAUUCGCCCAGGAGUCCGUUCCAACCGUUCCAACUAGCGUUCCAGAUGCAGCUCGGCGAGCUCUAUCUAUGGGAUAUCUUGG